AUGUCCGCACAGACGGGCAAUACAACAGCUUCUGCUACACAACAACAGUCAAAGGCUAGUGGAUUGGGAUUGUUGACUGUGUUACAGACUGACUUGAGAUCUAUAUCACAAGAGGCAAGGACAAAGUUCCCUGCAAUAAAGGAUGCAAUCGAACGAGGUAUACUCAAACUUAAGUACAUCGAAGAUCAAUCAAACAACAAUGAGAACGUUAUACAAGCAUUGUCAAGGUCAGAAGAUGUUCUCAAGCCAUUCUUGUUGGCUUGUGAAUCAAAGAAUCAGAAGAUGAUAUCGAUUGCUAUUGGAUCAAUACUUAAGCUCAUAUCUCAAUCGGCAGUGUCAAUAAACACACUCCCAUCGAUACUUGCAAAGAUGGCCAUGCUCAUUGAUGUGGGAUCAGAGGAGCAGAUACAGUUGAAGGUGUUGCAGGGAUUGUUGAUCUUGAUCACAACGUUGCAUGAUCUUCAUGAUGACCUAUUGGCACAAUGCCUGGUGUUAUGCUUCCGUCUACACUCGAGCAAGAAUAGCUCCAUCCAAAAGACAUCGUCGGCCACAUUGCCACAGAUUAUCCGUAUCAUCUUUGAUAGAGUGGUUGCAGAGAUCAACCAGUCGCCACUGGAAGACGUCACAUCCGGCAUCCCACCAGUACUGCUCAGUGCUGCUGACGACUCGCCUGUGGCUGAGACUGUGGCGCCAGCCACUGACGAUCAGGCAGUCGAACAGCAUGAUGAGAACACGACGACUCAACAGGAUAGCGAGAACACGACUUCGACAUCGACAUCCACUUCGACAACGACUACAACACCAGCCACUCCAACAACAACGACGACGACAUCAGCCUCACCAAUGGCCAAUGGAAAGGCUGUUCAGGACAUUGUGGACAGCACCAGUGCAGCAGCAGUGCUGUCGCCAGCGAUUGGAAACAGAGCACCAAGCAGCCUGAAGCCAUGUGCACGCGAUGCCUAUCUCCUGCUUCAAGAUCUCUGCCACAUCAGUGGCGGUGACAACCCAGCCUGGCUUCCACCAACCACAUCCAUUGCUCGUGCAACUGGACUUGAACUGAUCGAGAUGAUCAUCUCGCUUCAUCAGAUAUUCACAGAGUUGGAAGAAUUUAGAUUCCUGCUCAAGGACAGAGUGUGUCCUUUGUUGAUCAAGUCAUUCAAGUUCAAGAUGGACUUCUUCCACACAGUGCGAUUGAUGCGCGUCAUUGUUCAGUUCAUCUCAAAGUACAGCGUGAUCAUGGUGACCGAAUCAGACGUGCUGCUCAACAAGUGCAUAAGGAUGCUCGAGAGCGACAACCCAUCGUGGAUGCAGGUGUUGGCACUCGAGUCUUUCAAGGUCUACAGCGAGGACCCAUCACUGCUGCGCAUGUUCUACAAACACUACGACAAGGACAAUAACGCCGCCAAGAUCUUUGAGAACAUGGCCUCCAACAUUGGCCGCUUCGUCCAGACACUGUACACAGUGGACAGCAGCAAUUACGUGUUUACCAACACGGGCAAGAACCGUCUGAUCGACCUGCUGUGGCAGCCAGAGCCGCCCCACGUCAAGGAGUCGUACAUCAUCUCGGUGUGCACCGAGUGCAUCACUGGCAUCGUCAACAGCGUGGCUGAGAUCAACAACCCUGAGCUGCGUGCACAGGCCAGCGCCGACGGCGACGACGUCUUCCCGCAGAUGGCCAAUUCAUGCUGGGUCUCGGUACUGGCUGCAAUCUCCAUGCUGCUGGGCAAGGCAGUCGACGAGACGCUCAUCCAGAUCAUUCUCAAGUCAUUGCAAUCAUUCACCAACACUUGUGGCGAGCUGCAUCUGUCAGCGCCACGCGAUGCUCUCCUCACAUGUCUGUGCAAGACAACGAUUCCGCCUUCACAGGACUCUGCGCUGAACGAGUCAGGCGAAGAGUCGGGCGGCCGCGGCGACAAGCUGUCCAACUCAUCAUCAGACGACAAGAAGGGACAGGCCAACGCGUCCGUCACCACACAGUUCUACCCAACCAACAAGAACAUCCUGGCCGUCAAGACAUUGUUGAACAUCGCGCAUUGCAUGGGCUCAGUACUAGACGAGGCCUGGAUACUAGUGUUGGAGACUCUCGAGGUGUGGGACCGCGUACUCAAGUCCAUGCACCAGUCACAGCAACAGGACGAGCGUUCGGCUACGGCUUCGUCCAGCCCGCGCAUCGGCCAGGGUGAGGUGCCCAUCCUAUCCACAGCGAUGAACAGUCUUUUCAAGUCCUCGUCUCAGCUGGACGAGAAGUCUGUCAACUUCUUGUUUGAGGCGCUGGCCAAGCUGUGCACCAACUCGCUCAACAAGUCACCCUCAGUGUACACCAACAUGUUUAGCAUCAAGAAGCUGGUGGAGGCGUCGCUGGCCAACCUGCAUCGCGUCGACAAGCUCUGGGGCUACAUCUCGACACACCUGGAAGAGACGUGCAACUACAAGAACAACUAUGUGCGCCUGUUUGGCGUCGAGUCGCUCACGACCAUCAUAAAAUCGGCGCUAUCACUGCCUGCGCCGCCCCAGCACGACGGCGAGGAUGAUGUCACACAGGAGGCCAGCUUUGCCACCCGCAACAUCUCCACCAACCUGAGUAGCAGCGCCGAGCUCGAGGAGGAGUACGUGCCCAUGACCAAGCGAUACCGCUCGUGGAACAUCGAGAAGAUGCAGGUGCAGUUCAUGAAUGCCAUUGAGGAGAUCUCGUUCUCGCAGCAUGUGGACACCAAGGAGAAGAUACUCGAGUCGAUCCAUCAGAUCCUGUCGUCGUCGGGUCAGACGCUGUCGACGGGCUGGCCCAUUCUGCUGUCCGUCCUGCUGCGUGUGGCCCAGAACAGCGAGAAGCCGUUCAUCCCCGUGGCCUUUGAGAGCCUCAAGUUGAUCUGCAACGAGUUCCUGUCGAACCUGACGCCCGAGUGUCUGGUGCUCACCAUCGAGGUGAUCCUGGCGUUUGGCUCGCAGCGUCCCGAUAUCAACAUUGGCCUGACGGCGAGCACGGGCCUGCUGCUCGAUCUCACCUACUUCCUGGCCAAGGAGAAGGAGUUGGCCACGUCCAAGUACAACACGACCACAAUCGAUGAGAUCAAUCAGAUGAUUGAUGCAAUGGAUCUCGGUCAAUCUGAUGAGCCAACCUCCACUCCAGUCGCGACCACCUCCAACAAGGUGCGCGCACGUCCCAAGAUCCCACUCACAUCGCCAUUCUUUACUGAAAGACAGAGGAGUGUACUGGACAGGAUGUGGCUCUGUGCCUUCUCGUCCAUGAAGAUCCUAUGCAUCGACUCUCGACCCGCCAUUCGUAAUGGUGUCAUCGUCUCAUUGUUCCAGAACCUUGCCACAUUCCUCCAUCUCUUGGACAAGGAGUUGAUUGAGACAAUCCUUUGGAAGAUCCUGUUCCCCUUGAUUGAUGAGGUUAAACAAUGCACAGACCUGGCCGACAAGGAUCGCAUUGACUCUGACCUUGGCAGUGGCGUCCAGCUACUGGUACAUCACAGCAGGAACACAGCACAGAAGCAAUGGGAUGAGACAUUGGUCAUACCAAUCAGCCGAAUGAUCAUCACUUUUAAGACAUUCUUUGAUACUUUGUCACAGUUGCCUACGUUCAACAAGGCCUGGGAGAGAUUGUUGGAUAUCUUGGAGACUGAGUCCAAGUCGUCGAGCAAGGAGGUGUCAAUGGCAGCCAUCACCUCGCUACACGAGAUUGUCAACUCAUCGAUCACAGACGCGACACAUCCCGACCUGUGUGAAUCUGUCUGGGAGACCCUGUUGCGUCUGUCCACACGCCUGACAGACCCAGCCGAGAACAAUUCCAAAACACUGUUUGUGUACAUCAAGGUGUUCACUGACCUCUUCCACAAGGCCAAGGCCACACUCGACCACGCUCAAAUGAUCCGUGUCCUCCAGAUCAUCUAUCCUCUUGGCCUCUACAUCUCAGAGUCCCCAUCCGAGAUAUCCAAUCCACAAGUCCACAUGUUACAAUUAAUCAAAUCAUUGCUUCCAAUCAAGGAGGAAUUAUUCCCAUCAGUCGUAACCAUUCUGUUAAAGUAUAUAUCGAUUGGAAUUCAAUAUGACUAUGCACCAACAGCAAGUAAUGUUAUAUUCCCAACAGCACAUAUCACCAAGGAUUUGGUGUACUACACUGUCAUCACAGAGAAGUCCAUGGAGUUGAUCUGUGAGCUGUUCCAACACUCAUCCACCAACAACUCAAUGCGAGCAUCCAUCUACGAGGACAUACUCAAAGUGUUUGGCGCUGCUAUGAUGACCAAGUAUUCCAAGUACCAUUCAAACAUUUGGAAGAUAUCUGUAUUAAAUCUGAUCAAAAUACUACCUCAAGGAUUGUUGUCAAUCAAUGAGGACUCUGGAACAUUGAAUGAUAUUAAGAGGAACAUCAUUUGGACUGAACUCAUUGAUUCGAUACAGACAUUCAUUCUGCAUGAACGUGUGGGCGCCACGACAAUGUCGCAGGAGAAGAGGAACGAAGAGGAUCGCUACGACGUCGACCUGAUCAACGCGAUCUCCAACGAGAUGGUCUGCUUCUCUGGCAUACGUGUAGAGCGCGUAUCAAUCAUUCGCGAUCGUCUCGUGGAGAUACUGUGCGAGGGAUCCAUGCUCUCAUCACAAGGCCGUGAGAAGGUAUCCCAAGCAUGCUACCAAAACAUGUUCUCAAUCUGCAGCAAGGCAUCGUCUGCCAACCCCGAGAGCAUAGAGAUUGCCAAGAUCAUCAUGCCAGUCAUCCUCAAACGAUGCAAGGAUGUUCUUCAACGCUUUGUUAUCGAUGAGAGACAGAGUGGACAAUGUCCACUUCCAAGACAUAGAUUGACAGAGGUAUCAUUCAUAUUGAGAGAGAUACAGAACUUGCAGUUGGAACAGGGUAUCUAUCAACCAUCAAAGAAUGUCAACAAGAGAGAAGUGGGUAGAAGACCACAUCUGAUGGAGUUGUUCACCAUCCUAAGUGAUUGUAUAUGUACAUCUGAGAAGGAGGUCAAGGAGUUGCUAAAGAACAUAUUCUACAUAGUGGCAAACGAGUAUCUCUUCUUGGAGUAG
Molecule: messenger RNA, 5025 nt
Organism: Acytostelium subglobosum LB1
Lineage: Eukaryota; Evosea; Eumycetozoa; Acytosteliales; Acytosteliaceae
Exons: 9
Coding region: 1-5025 (1674 amino acids)
Source: RefSeq, a predicted model, not a curated record